Molecule: messenger RNA, 850 nt
Organism: Prunus dulcis (almond)
Lineage: Eukaryota; Viridiplantae; Streptophyta; Magnoliopsida; Rosales; Rosaceae
Product: HVA22-like protein e
Exons: 5
Coding region: 188-613 (141 amino acids)
Source: RefSeq, a predicted model, not a curated record
AAACACCCCACAACCACCGUCCAAAAUCACAUCAAUUGUCUUCAUUUCUCCAGCUCUGAACAGUGAAACCCUUUUCUCACUGGCCCAGUUUUCUGCAACCAAUCCCUCUUAGUUUGUGCUUUCAAUUUAAUUUCUUGGUGUUUUUUUUCUCUCCUUUUGGAACCCACAAAGACAGAGAAACAGAACAAUGGGAAAAGCCUGGACCAUGCUUACCCAACUUCAUUCACUGGCAGGGCCAGUGGUGACGUUGCUUUACCCCUUAUAUGCAUCAGUGAUAGCCAUAGAGAGCACAUCUAAGAUAGAUGAUGAGCAGUGGCUUGCUUAUUGGAUCAUCUACUCUUUCCUCACUCUCUUGGAGAUGGUAAUCCAACCAGCUCUAGAGUGGUUACCAAUUUGGUAUGAAGUGAAGCUUGUGUUUGUGGCAUGGUUGGUUCUUCCACAAUUCCAAGGUGCAGCUUUCUUGUAUGAGAAAUAUGUGAGACAGCAGCUCAGGAGGUAUAGAGAUGGGAGAGAUCAUCCUCAAUCCUCCCAGAAGUCCCCCACUGGGAAAGGAAAGAACAAGUUUGUGCAGUUCAUGACCCCCAAGAAUCAGGGGGAGCAGGAGGCUUAUUGAGAAGGGCAGAGCAAGAAGAGGCUUGCCUUUUGGUGUGAAAGAGUGAAGCUUCUUCAACCAUCGUCUUCUUUUUCACCUUUGUGCCUUUUACUUUAGUUGUUUUUAACUUUGACUUUAACCUCCUCCAAUGUACAACUUGAUGACUUUUUGGGCUUUUGUGGCCUUUCUUCAUGAUGUCUAAUAUAGAUGAGACACAUGUUAUCAGAAAUCGGUGUUAUAUCACUUUCUGUUCUCUCU